Bradysia coprophila is the source of this 1306-nucleotide messenger RNA. RefSeq lists its product as uncharacterized. The record is from RefSeq and is a predicted model, not a curated record. NCBI's taxonomy places the organism in Eukaryota, Metazoa, Arthropoda, Insecta, Diptera, Sciaridae.
AUUACCAAAAUUGACAUUUGAAUUUAACCUUGCGUACCGUUCGUUGGUAACGAUUACAAUUUUCAUUUGCUCAGUCGAAAUGAAGUCGGAAAGAAGUUUCUCUGCUAUUGUGAUUUUUGCCAUGCUUAAGCUGGCGGCUUCAUACCCGAGUGAGACCACUACUUUCCCAACAACUAUUCCAUACGAUCCUUGCUCUUCGUGUUGGGAUGCCCCAGUACAAUUCACAGAUAUUUGGGCUGGACAAUGUGUACCACGUGGCGAAGACGUCAAUUGCCGAUGUGAAUGCCUGUCGAUUUUCUGUCGGAAUAAUGAAAUUAUUGAUACAACAACAUGUCGGUCAGAUGGCAGUAUUGCUGACUGCAGAUGCAUACCGAUCGAAACCACAACUGCUCCGCCCACAAACGAACCGACCACUAUCCCAACCACUCAUCCAUACGAUCCCUGCUCCCCGUGUCGGGAUUCUCCAGUACAAUUCACGGAUACUUGGGCUGGACAAUGUUUUCCACUCGGCGAUGGCACGAGUUGUCAAUGUGCAUGCGGAUCGAUUUUCUGUCAGGAAAAUGAAGUUAUCGAUACGACAACUUGUCGGGCAGAUGGUAUCCUUGCAGAUUGUCGGUGUAUACCGAUCGGAACAACAACUGUAGAUACUCCAUCCCCAAGCGAACCGAGCUCACCUCCAACGACUAUUACUCCUACAACUAUUCCUUACGAUCCGUGCUCUUCAUGUCGAGAUGCUCCAGUACAAUUCACCGAUAUUUGGGCCGGACAAUGUGUUCCACGUGGCGAAGAUAUCAAUUGUCGUUGUGAAUGCUUGUCGAUUUUCUGUCGGAAUGAUGAAAUUAUUGAUACAACUACAUGUCGGUCAGAUGGCAGCAUUGCUGAUUGCAGAUGCAUACCGAUCGAAACAACUACGGUAGAUGUUUCGUCCCCAAGCGAAGCGACUACUUUCCCAACAACUGAUCCAUAUGAUCCCUGCUCCUCGUGUCGGGAUUCUCCAGUACAAUUCACGGAUAGAUGGGCUGGACAAUGUUUUCCACUCGGUGAUGGGGCGAGUUGCCAAUGUGCAUGCGGAUCGAUUUUCUGUUUGGAGAAUGAAGUAAUCGAUACGACAACUUGUCGGGCAGAUGGUAUCCUAGCAGAUUGUCGGUGCAUACCGAUCGGAACUACAACUAGCAGAACUAAUUAGUGUCUGCCCAUUAUUACGACCAGAUUAUGUUUAGAAAUUUGCCCAAUAAAAUAGAAUUAUAGUGUCGCAUCAAAGAAGUGAAUCUGUCGAAUUUAGAAAAUUAAAUGUGUGAAAUAGGAA